AUGCUCAGUCAUCCAGUCGAAUCAAAGAGAAACAUCUUGAAACACACACACACACUCACACGCAUCAAUGAAGGCAAAACAAGAAAUCGAUUUCGCCUGAUAGGCCUGGUGUUCCAGACCCCGGGGCCGGGGGCCUACAGCCCAGAGAAGGCUCCACCUGUCAACGCUCAACUCAGAACCCCAUCCUACACCAUCAGCUCUCGCACCAGAUACCGCUCUGUGGAUCCGGUGCCUGCGCCCAACACCUACAGUCUGCCUAAUCUUCUGGGCCGCCAGGCUCCCAAUAAACCCUCCAGUGCAAGCUACAGCUUCUCAGGCCGGAGGAAGGUCGGAGGUCCCUCUGAAGACCUCUCUAAGAGUCCUGGACCGGCAAGAUACGGACGCACAAACCCAGACGUUUACCACCAGCGCCAGCCCUCCUUCUCCAUUCAGAAACGGACUAAAAGACCCAAUUAUUUCUCAGCCACCCCCGGGCCCGGCUCGUACAGCCCCGAGAAGUUCCAUUCGCAUCUCCCCAAACCACCGUCCUUCAGCCUGGGUGUCAGACACUCAGAGUUUGUCACGCCACUGGUGGUGGAUGUUGUUGACUGACAAAAACGCCUUGUGUUUAUUACAUUUUUC
This is a messenger RNA of Gasterosteus aculeatus aculeatus (three-spined stickleback), 621 nucleotides long. The record is from RefSeq and is a predicted model, not a curated record. NCBI's taxonomy places the organism in Eukaryota, Metazoa, Chordata, Actinopteri, Perciformes, Gasterosteidae.